Messenger RNA from Cornus florida, 1118 nucleotides. Its product is annotated as proteasome subunit alpha type-2-A-like. The transcript has 12 exons. Gene Ontology annotation, cellular component: proteasome core complex; proteasome core complex, alpha-subunit complex. The coding region runs from base 177 to 884 and encodes 235 amino acids. Gene Ontology annotation, biological process: ubiquitin-dependent protein catabolic process. The record is from RefSeq and is a predicted model, not a curated record. NCBI's taxonomy places the organism in Eukaryota, Viridiplantae, Streptophyta, Magnoliopsida, Cornales, Cornaceae.
UCCGCUUUCUUUUCCUUCACUUUUAUAUCAUCCAUUUCGGCUAAACCAAACCUCCCCCUAGUGAAUUGGAGAAGAAGAAAAGAAACUCACCCUAAAGCAAGUACCAUAUCGUUCUUUGACGAACAUCGGACGAAAAUACUAGGGCUACUACUCUUCAAGCUUAAUCCAACAACAUCAUGGGAGAUAGUCAGUACUCAUUCUCUCUCACCACUUUCAGUCCUUCUGGGAAGCUUGUCCAAAUUGAACAUGCCUUAACAGCUGUUGGAUCUGGUCAAACAUCUUUGGGAAUUAAAGCUGCUAAUGGUGUCGUUAUUGCGACAGAGAAGAAAUUACCAUCUAUCUUGGUUGACGAAACAUCUGUGCAAAAGAUUCAGAUUUUGACCCCAAAUAUUGGAGUUGUAUACAGCGGAAUGGGACCCGAUUCUCGAGUUCUGGUUCGGAAAAGUAGGAAGCAAGCAGAACAAUAUCAUCGAUUAUACAAAGAACCAAUCCCUGUCACACAACUGGUACGAGAAACUGCUGCUGUAAUGCAGGAAUUCACUCAGUCAGGUGGUGUAAGGCCUUUUGGUAUUUCACUGCUGGUUGCCGGGUUUGAUGACAAGGGUCCACAACUAUAUCAGGUGGAUCCAUCAGGUUCUUACUUCUCUUGGAAAGCUUCAGCAAUGGGUAAGAAUGUGUCUAAUGCCAAGACAUUUCUCGAGAAGAGGUACACUGAUGAUAUGGAACUCGAGGAUGCUGUCCACACAGCAAUCUUGACACUAAAGGAGGGAUUUGAAGGACAAAUCUGCUCCAAAAAUAUUGAGAUUGGCAUAAUCAGCAGUGACAAAAAAUUCAGAGUACUUACACCAGCUGAAAUUGAUGAUUACCUGGGUGAAGUGGAGUAAACUUGUCUUCAACCAGCCUAGGAAAUGGAAAACCUGUUUUUCCUGUUUGUUAGAAAUGAGGCAUGUUGAAAGACCCAUGUGGGUUUUUAAACUAGAUUUGUUAUGCUGUUAACUGUGAUCUCUUUUGAUUUUAUUUAAUGAAAUUUUAUGUAUUAAAACCUCCAGAGACCAAGAGUAUAUUGUGGUAAACAAUGCAUUUUUUUUUAUGGUAUAAUGCUGAGAUGCUUCAUUCAA